CACACACACACACAGAGAGAGAGAGAGAGAGAGAGAGAGAGAGAGAGAGAGAGAGAGAGAGAGAGAGAGAGAGAGAGAGAGAGAGAGAGAGACGGGGGUUGAAGAAAACGGCAGAUCUGACAGGGAAUGUGGAAAAAUGAACGCGGGAAAGAAGAGCCCCCAUAGUUCCUCUUGCACCAGCAAGGAGCCCAGUAGCCACACAGAGAGCGGCGGGGCAUAUAUAAAGGAGUCGAACAUCUGCUAUGGCUAUGCGAAGCUUCAAGGCAAGAGGGCAGUUAUGGAAGACUGCCACGAGGCGAAGUCAUGGGUAAUACCUGAGCAGAAUAAUCAGCGGGUGGUCUUCUUUGGUGUCUUUGAUGGGCAUGGAGGCCGCAAAGCAGCAGACUAUGUGCAGAAACACCUCGUGAAUAAUCUGAAGGACCAUCCCAAGCUGCUGACCGACACCAAGUCGGCAAUCCGUGAGGUGUAUUUGCAGACUGAUGAAGCAUACAUCAAUAUGGAAGACAAUGGCCAGAGCAGAGACGCUGGUUCAACAGCAUCCACUGCUGUACUCGUGGGGAAAAGGCUCGUUGUGGCCAAUGUUGGUGAUUCCAGAGUGGUCUUGUGCAGGAAAGGAAAAGCGCAUCCCCUCUCGACGGACCAUAAGCCCAGCAAGCUGGAGGAACAGAAGCGUAUUAAGGAUGCUGGCGGUGUCAUCAUGUGGGCGGGUACAUGGAGAGUUGGCGGAGUGCUGGCUGUAACCCGUGCUUUUGGUGACAAGAUGCUUAAGCCGUAUGUGUCUGCAGAGCCGGAGAUUGUGGACGAGAUUGUGUAUCCAUCCGAUGAGUUUCUUGUCCUUGCAAGCGAUGGCCUCUGGGAUGUUGUCAGUAACGACGAGGCUGUGGUGAUGGUGCAAAAGUUUCCAAAAGACAAGCCGGAGGAAGCGGCGAAGAGCCUGACAGAUGAGGCAUAUAAGCGUGGGAGUGCGGACAACAUCACUUGCAUUGUUGUGCGCUUCUUGCAUGACCCUAAAAGUUAAAUCCGAACUACGCUUGUGCGGUCGAGUCUGCGUGAGAUACCUAUUCUUACGUAAAUGCCACAUAUAUUUGGGGAAUUGGGGGGGGGGGGGGGGGGGGGGGGGGGGGGGGGGGGGGGAGGGGUUAGGAAGGGGGGAGGGGAAUUGUGGGAGUGGUGUGGUCAUGGAACUGGAUUGACCUUGUUCAUUUGGGGCGGACAAGGGGGCUGUAUUCUUUUGCCUUGUGCAUGGUGGUUGGAUUGUUAGUGGGAAGUCGAUUAGAUAUGUUGUGCGACUGAUGGCAUCCAUAUCCCUCUUUAGCUUGCAUCGUAUAUGGUCUGAUGCGGUGCUCAUUCGGAGCGUAUACAUACAUUGCAAAGAAGUUUGUCCUUUGUAUUGGGGUCAAGUGUGAACAACCUGCCAGUCUCUUGUGGGAGACUCGAGCACAGCGAUCGUUUUCAUGACGCCUGAGCGCCAGGUCUCCUGUGAACGCCAGUGCCAGUACGGAACUCCUGGGAACAGGGUCCGGGAGCCUCCCUUGUGUUUGGUCCCCAUCCCACUUGUAAUGACGUCGUAAUUUUCCCUGCUCUGAAUGUGUGUCAUCUUGACUGGGAGGUGUGGCAUUGUUGAUAAUUCUCUUUACGGGUGGCAUGAGAGUGGUUGGAUCAUAUCGAAACGAUCUGCACCUAACGAGUUGGGGAAUCAUAUCAUUGAUGAUUGUCAGAGCUUCGGCCGCAGCUGAUGUUCUGUUGAAUGAUUUCUAGUACUGGAACUGUUUGCUUUUCCUAGUGAACUGCUGCUGACUACGCCUGCUUGGUGCUAAUAUGCGAGUAGCCAUGGGGACCUUUUUCUUUGGUUAUAUUAUGCAUGGGAGGUGCAAGAGGGCAUCUUGAAUCUUGGGCAUGGGGUUGCAUUUGCUAGGUUUGACGUUUGACGAAACCCUUGGGGCCAUUUCCUAAGUCUCACUUUCUCUCUCUUGGCUGGUUGGAUAGAUGGUGGAACAAAACGACGGGGCGGAG
Chara braunii is the source of this 2013-nucleotide messenger RNA. NCBI's taxonomy places the organism in Eukaryota, Viridiplantae, Streptophyta, Charophyceae, Charales, Characeae. The record is from the annotation of a GenBank genome assembly.